CUCCACGUCUACAUGUCUGUGUUGCAUGACAUGUUUAAUUGAUGUUGCCACGCAGCCAGUAGAUUGCUCUACACCUAUAUAAGGAAAUCUUAAGUCUUCUUUAUAGACAUAUCGUACAGAUCUGACAUUUCCUGCUUCUUUUUAAAAGUAUAAUGUCCUUGUUUUGUUUCCUGGAUACAUGACACCGUCUAGUAUUUUUCUUUAACCACAUAGUGGUUAGAAAAAAAACACGGUGUGUGUGUAUGUGUCGACACUUCUGGGCGUCAAUAGUUCUCAUGUCCCAGCAAGCCCCUAACAUUUACUCACCCUACCUGCCUGCACAAAGCAUAGGGGUGCUGAGGAAUACAGCAAGAGCUGCCGCUUAACCAGGACAUAGUCUAUCCCCGGCUUUUAGGUUGCAAUUCAAAUUGUGCGCACCUACCACCGCAUGUAUUUUCAGCCCAGCCUUUUGUUACUCACAUUCCAGUCUUCUCACCUUUGAUUGUAAGCCUACAGCACGACUCGGGAGUGGCUUUUGGUGACUUCAGGGUGCGCCCUGAGCGGCUGACACGCGGAGCUGCGCAAUGAUCGAGGGUGGGCGCAUAGGUAGAAUCUGGGACAAUGGGUGUGUAGCGACUGAAGAGACAAAACAGCCAAAGAAGAGCAAAUCCUAGACUUCUUGUUUGAUUUUCUUUUUGAUAAAUAAGAUGUCUAGACGCGUCAGACCCGGCUAUUGCCGCCAAGAAAUCAACAAAACCUCAUGGGAAGUACCGGAGCGGUACCGGGAUCUGAAGCAGGUGGGGACCGGAGCGUACGGGACGGUCUGCUCAGCAGUGGACUCCAGAACAGGAACCAAAGUGGCGAUCAAGAAGCUGUACCGGCCUUUCCAGUCCGAGCUCUUUGCCAAGCGGGCAUACAGGGAGCUGAGGCUUCUCAAACACAUGAAACAUGAAAAUGUGAUCGGUCUAUUAGAUGUGUUUACAGCUGACCUCUCUCUGGACAGAUUCCAUGAUUUUUAUCUGGUGAUGCCGUUCAUGGGGACAGAUCUGGGGAAGCUGAUGAAGCUGCAGAGGCUGUCUGAAGAAAAAAUUCAGUAUUUGGUUUAUCAGAUGCUCAAAGGGCUUAAGUAUAUUCAUUCUGCUGGUAUAAUUCACAGGGAUCUCAAACCAGGAAAUCUCGCCAUUAACCAAGACUGUGAGCUCAAGAUCUUGGACUUUGGUUUGGCGCGGCAGGCAGACAGUGAGAUGACAGGGUACGUGGUGACUCGCUGGUACAGAGCCCCAGAGGUCAUCCUGAGCUGGAUGCACUACACUCAGACCGUGGAUAUUUGGUCUGUGGGCUGCAUCAUGGCGGAGAUGCUGCAAGGGAAACCUCUCUUCAAAGGCAGCGACCACCUUGAUCAGCUGACCGAGAUCAUGAAGAUCACAGGAACACCAACUCAGGAAUUUGUAUCAAAACUAGAAUCUGAGGAUGCCAAAGGCUAUAUCAAAAGUCUUCCAAAAGUGGAAAAGAAAGACCUACAGAAGGUGUUUUCCACAACCAACCAACAAGCCGUGUCUGUACUGGAGCGCAUGUUAUUGCUGGAUCCGGAUAACAGGGUAGCCGCUUCAGAUGCUCUUUCACUGCCUUACUUCUCAGAGUUCAGAGAACCAGAGGAGGAGACGGAAGCACAGCUGUACGACCACUCGCUAGACAACACAGACCUGCCCCUGGACCAGUGGAAACGUCACACCUUCACAGAGAUCUUAACCUUCAAGCCUGUUGUGCCAGAAUCUAAGGAAACCUCUCUGUAAGACACAAAGAGUUGGCUGUGCAGACUGGGACCAGAACAAACUAACAUUUUAUCUUUUUGCCUGUGGAACCUGUUCACAAUUCUCUUAGAAGUGCAAGCUGCCAUCUUUUUGACCUCCCAGUUGUGGGUUUGACUCUUUCAAUGUCAUGUCGGUCCAGUGGCUUGUUUCCACAGUCUAGAUAGUAUUAGACCUUUUCAUGUCUUCUCACAGUGCGGAGGAUGCUAUACUGUCAGGUAAUAAUAUUUGAUAAGUAACUAAGCGAUCAAAUCAUUAUGGAGUGUUAUUUGUUAAGUUAUUUAUCCAUGUUCAGUUUUAGUUACAAUGCAGUUUUGUUAAAGUGGUACAUGCAGUAUGAGUUCUUUACCAAAUACAUCACUCCCAACCAACUGGUAUGAAGUACAAAUCAAGCAAUGACAGCAGUGUCUCUGUGGGAAAACUUAUUUUAUUUAAAGAGAAAAUGGAAACAUUUAGUGAUAUUGAUCCUGACAUUCUCAACAGAUCUGAAUCUAAUUCAUAGUUUGAUUGUAGAGUUACUGUGUUAUAGGCUUUUUGUGUUGUAAUGUAUCAUUUUGUUAAGCAACUUCCCUAGUGUCCUCGAGAGACAUAUGACUGGAAUUAAUGGGGGGGGGG
Molecule: messenger RNA, 2402 nt
Organism: Thunnus maccoyii (southern bluefin tuna)
Lineage: Eukaryota; Metazoa; Chordata; Actinopteri; Scombriformes; Scombridae
Gene: mapk12a
Product: mitogen-activated protein kinase 12a
Exons: 12
Coding region: 687-1772 (361 amino acids)
Biological process (GO): protein phosphorylation; intracellular signal transduction
Cellular component (GO): nucleus; cytoplasm
Molecular function (GO): ATP binding; MAP kinase activity
Source: RefSeq, a predicted model, not a curated record